Molecule: messenger RNA, 2245 nt
Organism: Nothobranchius furzeri (turquoise killifish)
Lineage: Eukaryota; Metazoa; Chordata; Actinopteri; Cyprinodontiformes; Nothobranchiidae
Gene: srsf1b
Product: serine and arginine rich splicing factor 1b
Cellular component (GO): nucleus; cytoplasm
Molecular function (GO): mRNA binding
Source: RefSeq, a predicted model, not a curated record
UCAUUCCUUUGUGCCGCAAACCGCAGAAGAAGAGCAGCAGGCCAGCUAGCAUUUGUGGGCUAAUAUUUUUGGGAAGGUGGAGCUCUUCCGUCAAAUUUACCGCCUAUUUCGUGUAUUUUCUUUACUAACAUCGCUUAACUUUUACGCAAAUUUCAUUUAAAAAGUACUGAGUCUAUCGUUAACUUGCGCAACAAUGUCCGGAGGAUUCGUUCGAGGACCCUUGGGGAGUAACGAUUGCCGCAUAUACGUGGGGAACCUUCCCCCCGACAUCCGCUCAAAAGACGUGGAAGAUUUAUUUUACAAAUAUGGAUCUGUUCGGGAUAUAGAUCUGAAAAAUCGCAGAGGAGGACCACCGUUCGCCUUCGUGCAGUUCGAGGACCCGAGGGAUGCAGAGGAUGCGGUGUACGGACGGGAUGGUUACGAUUAUGAUGGAUAUCGACUGCGUGUGGAGUUUCCGAGAAGUGGAAGAGGAGGAGGUGGUGGCGGCGGCGGUGGAGGAGGAGGAGGAGGAGGCAUGGGAGCCCCUAGAGGAAGAUAUGGGCCUCCAUCUCGACGCUCAGAAAACAGAGUGGUUGUAUCAGGUCUUCCCGCUAGCGGUAGCUGGCAGGACUUGAAGGAUCACAUGCGAGAGGCAGGUGAUGUAUGUUAUGCUGAUGUGUUCCGUGAUGGCACUGGAGCCGUGGAGUUUGUGCGCAAAGAAGACAUGACAUAUGCUGUGCGUAAAUUGGAUAACACCAAGUUCCGUUCUCAUGAGGGAGAGACGGCCUACAUUCGUGUCAAGAUGGAUGGCGCUCGCAGCCCCAGCUACGACCGCUCUCGCUCCCGUAGCCGCAGUCGAAGCCGGAGCAAGAGCCGGUCUCGCAGCUUCUCUCCGUCCCGCAACAGAGCGUCUCCACGUUACUCCCCGCGGCGCUCUCGAUCCCGCUCUCGCACUUAGAUCCACCUAGGUUGAAGCAACAGUGUACCUCAGCUGGAGAGGAAGUGUUCACAUCGCAUAACAAGUCCUGUGUUCACACUUCUGUACACUGUCAUGUUGUUUGUCCCGUUUCCCCUCACCUUCUGUUGGCUUGGUUUUCUUUAAUUUUGGUUCUAAACUUUGCAAACACCGGCAUUCUUCUCACUUGACCCAGUAUGGCUGUUUUUUCCUCUCUUUUCCUCUCCUAAACUCUCUUAUGUUUCUGCUAUCCAUUCUUCUGUAAUUCUCUCCUCUUGAAUGUUGUCAUUGAGUGUUCCUGUUUUGUUUUGGAAACAUCUUUUUUCAAACGUGUGCGGCUGUCCUUUGACCUUCUUGUCUGUUUCUCUGUAGAAUUCAGGGGAACAGGAUAGGAUGGGAAGAGAGGAAACAGUUCAUGUUAAGAUAAACAGGAGGAGGAGGAGGAGGAGCAGUCAAAUAUGGCACCAAUGGUAUGAUAGUUGUGCCUUGUUAACUGUGAAAUCUACAUUAUACAGCUGUUGUGAAUUUGUCUUUCCUUUUAAAUAUUUACAGUAGAGUUUGAUUGAAUGCUGCAAUAAUAUCUGCUGCAAACAAAGUAGUGUUUAGAGACCCAACGUUUGAUUUUUUUUUUCUUUUUCAUCUUUUCAAAGUAACUUUGGGUUUGAUCAUAAAUGGUGUCCCUUGUUUAUCUCAAAGUAAAUGUCCUGGUUGCUGAUUUAUCGAUAUUUCUUUAUGAAGUGAUUUUUUUUCUUUAAUUUUUUGAAGGUGUGAUUCUAACUCGCCUCCUUCUCUUUGGUUCUGCUGGUAUUCUAAAGGUUUGGACUCGGCUCACAUUGUCUCCUCAUUCCGGAGCCGGAUCAGGAUUCAGGAUCAGAUCAGGAUUAGGAUUAGGCUUCAGGAUGGAUACAAGGAGCACGACCUGUCCACAUAACCUCAGCAAACCGGAAUUAUUGUAGUAUAAAUCAAAUGAAAUUGGCUAUGAAAUAUUCAAAAGAUUCCCUUCGUUUUGUGUGGCACCACUGAGACGCAGUCACAGACGGCACCGCAAGGAGCCCAAGUUUUUUUUUUUUAUAAAGGAGGAGGGCUGGGAGGUGCAGGAUGGAUCCACACGCAUAAGGAGUGGUAAAUAGUGGGAAACCUUUUGACGUUGGCUGAGGGAGGGAAGCAGGAGGGCUGGGAGGUGACACUUGAAUGUGACUGUAAUCUGGUUUGUAUCUUUUUAUUAGGUUAGUCUUUCCCAACGGUGGAUUUAUAUGAUCUCCAGCAUUUCACUGCUUUAUUUUCUUUUAAUAAAACAUUCAGUAACAUUAA